AUGGCGUCGCCUCUGGGCUCGCCGUGGGCCGACCCUCGGAACCGGGCCUAUAGCCCGGAGCACCACCUCUCCAGCCACGCGCCGGAGGAUGUCCGGGACCAGUGCGACCCGGCGCGCGGGCCCGUUGGCAUGCCGCGCCUGUGUGCGUACGACGGCGAGUUCCAGGUCCUCGGCGGCCUCACCGUCACGGCCUUCGCGCGCACGAGCGGGGCGUUCGAGAGCGCCGCGGCGGCCGAGCGCGUGCCGCUGCUGCUGGAGCCCAGGCGCGGCGACCCCGAGUUCCAGGCCACGGUGCUCAACCACGGCAGCUCGAUCGUGCACGUCAGCGGCGACCCGGCGCUGAAGGUCUUGCCCUCCGACGCUGUCAGCCUGGACGUCCAGCUGAGUUACGACGACGAGGGCUCGGCGGCGCAGACGUGCAUCCUGGCCUCCCGCUUCCGCCACGCGGGCGGCUCCGUGGGCGAGGCUGCGACGCUUGACGGGUGCUCUUGGCUGGAGUACAAUGGGCCACGGAGCGUGCAGUUGGCCAGCGCCGCCGAGGAUGCCGGACUCGGCCCGGACGAGAGCGUGAACGUGACCGUGCUCACGACAGUGCAGCGGGCCGGAUAUCUGUGGGCGUACCCGACGGGCGUCAGCUUCCUCCUGCUGCGGGAGAGGGCGCAGGCUCCCUCCGUGUCCGGGGUGCAGGAGUCUAUUGGCAGCGCGAAGGUGGAGGCGAUGGUGUGGUUGCCGGGACAGGCAGCCGGGUCCAGCCCCGAGUGCUACUUCACCGUGCACCACGAGCAGGUGUCCGGGGUACUCUCGCUCGCGGAGGUGCCCGACGCCACGACCACGGUCGCCGACUGGCCCAGCGCCUUGAAGGCCACGAGCGUGCGGAACAGCGCGGCCGCCAGAGAGACUUGGGAGCAGGACGUGGGCGGCUCCUGCGCCUGGGGCGACGGGAAGAUCUGCCGCUUGGAGCUAGACGAGACCGAGCGGCUGCCGUCGUCACUGAUUCAGACGAGCGCCGACCUGCCGUACGUGUGCGCCUGGGCCGCCGUGCGGGGCUACCUGGGCUCGGUGCCCCGGUGCGUCAGGAUGGGCGCCGGCGCCGUGAGGGCACAGGUGGCGCCCAGCUUCGUGCCGCGCUCCGCCGCGGACGCGGAGCAGGCCGGCGCCGCCGCCGCCCGCGCCGGCAGCCUCGGCGCCCUGGGCGGCGACGCGGUCACGCUGGGCGGCGGGGCGGCCGAGGCCCUGCGCGGGCGGGCCGCGGCGAGUCGCCCACGGGCCUGCCGGUGUUCUUGA
Molecule: messenger RNA, 1284 nt
Organism: Prorocentrum cordatum
Lineage: Eukaryota; Dinophyceae; Prorocentrales; Prorocentraceae
Source: the annotation of a GenBank genome assembly